AUGAGGUUAUUCCAGCGAAAGGGAAAUGACCUAAUCAGACAACCUGCAGAUCUAAUUCCAUGUGAUACGUUCAUUUCUGAUCCACCACUGCGAUAUACAAAACCGCAUCGACAACCAGAGUUAGACAAUGAGCAACAAGUGAUAUACCAUGCUGUACUGCAACACUUCAGUGAUCCGCAGUUGCGUUUGCCUGUAAAUGGACAUGCGGAAGAUCUACAGGACUCAAAUAACUAUUCAACGUUAGGAGACUGGGAGAAAUUCUGGCUUUCGAGGGAGUGUAUCCUGAGAUAUCUGAGGGCAACCGCUUGGAAUGCUGAACAAACUAUUAGAAGGUUGCAUAACACGUUACUAUGGAGAAGGCAGUUCGGAUUGGCUGAUUAUGCAAAUCUAAAAGAAACAGCCACCUCCGUUGCCAAUGAAAAUGAUACUGGUAAGAUAUCAUUACUUGGAUAUGACAGGAAGAGUCAAUUAGUACUUAUACUGAAGAACGGCAGACAAAACACAGAUCCAAGCUUUGAACAAAUUCGACAGAUUGUUUGGUUUUUAGAAGCUGCAUCGAUACUUGCUCCUAAAGGUACGGAAUGCUGGACACUAAUCAUCGAUCUUAAAAAUCAUCAUAUAGACAACGGUGGAACCCGUUCCCUAUACGAAUACCCACCACUCUCUCUUGCGAAGCAAGUGAUCAAUAUAUUUCAAGAUCAUUAUCCAGAAAGACUAUACAAAUGUUUAAUCUGCAAUGUCCCAAAUUCUGCGUGGACAUUCUUGAAAUUAGUGUACCCACUAAUAGAACCCGAACCAAGAAAGAAAAUCCUUUAUAAUGACCCCCUUGAAAUCCAUAUAGAAUCAGAUCAAUUGGGUGCUGAAUACGGUGGUAGAUUGGAUUUCAAUUACGAUAACUCGAUUUACUGGCCGGAUUUAAUACAGACCGUUGAAUCAAGAAAGAAAGUACAAUACGAAAAGUUUGAAGCCUUGGGUGCAAACGUUGGGAUAAGAGAAUUUGAAAUAAAGAGAAAUACUUAA
Kluyveromyces lactis is the source of this 1020-nucleotide messenger RNA. RefSeq names its product phosphatidylinositol transporter (gene PDR17). Bases 1 to 1020 code for a protein of 339 amino acids. The transcript has a single exon. The record is from RefSeq and is a predicted model, not a curated record. Lineage: Eukaryota; Fungi; Ascomycota; Saccharomycetes; Saccharomycetales; Saccharomycetaceae. Gene Ontology annotation, molecular function: phosphatidylinositol transfer activity.